GGUGCCUUGGUGACAUCUGCAACACUAAAUAAAGAUUCUCCCGAGCCUUAGCACGGCGGUUCUGUGACAAAUAAGAAGACUAGAGGCAACUUUGGCUGCCAAAGCUGCGAGAUUGGUGAGGUUGAGCCGCUUGUUUGGUUCCCGGGAGGGACCAGCAAAGUUAAAUACUCCUGGAAAAGCCGAGUUGGGCCCAGAAGCAGCCAUUCCCUCCCCCCAGCUAGCAGCCCCCACGGGAAGACCAUGAGCUGGAGCAUCGAAGAGAGGGAGGGGGAAGAACUCUCCUGAGGUGUGGAGCUGCGCAAAUGAGAAGCAGGUGCCACCAUGUUCCUGAAUAAGUGCGAGGGGGAUCUGGGUGAGCUGCGGAAGCCGGGGGACGGCGAGAGCACCCCGCCGGCCGCUGCCGAGGAGGAGCAGCCCAAGAAGAAGCACCGGCGGAACCGCACCACCUUCACCACGUACCAGCUGCACGAGCUGGAGCGUGCCUUCGAGAAGUCCCACUACCCCGACGUGUACAGCCGCGAGGAGCUGGCCAUGAAGGUCAACCUGCCAGAGGUCCGCGUGCAGGUCUGGUUCCAGAACCGACGAGCCAAGUGGAGGAGGCAGGAGAAGAUGGAGGCCAGUUCCAUGAAGCUCCAUGACACCCCUGUGCUCUCCUUCAACCGGCCCCCCAUGACCCCCAACGUGGGGCCCAUGAGCAACUCCCUCCCACUCGACCCAUGGCUGACGUCCCCCAUCUCCAGUGCCACCACGGUCCACAGCAUCCCCGGCUUCAUGGGAGCCCCCCAGGCCCUGCAGCCCCCCUAUGCUGGGCACUCCUUCCUCAACACGCCCCCGCCGAUGGCGCAGGGCAUGCAGCCCAUGGCCCCCGCGCCCUACCAGUGCGGCACCCCCUUUGUGGACAAGUACCCGCUGGAGGAGGUGGACCAGAGGAGCUCCAGCAUCGCCUCGCUGCGCAUGAAGGCCAAGGAGCACAUUCAGACCAUUGACAAGACCUGGCAGCCCAUUUGAUGAACGCUCCCCUCCGAGCUCCCCAGCCGCCGCUCCUGCCCUGGCGCUGGCUCGGCCCCGCCGGGCGAGGGAGGACAGCAGGUGCUCACAGGACCAAAGCUGGCAUCGGGCAGGGAUGCCAGGCUGCCUCUUCCCCACACUGACCCAGAACCGGUGGUGUCAGGGGAGCUGGCAGGGCCCCACGGCUGCGGGGAAGCACUCCAGGAGAGCCCCUUUGCCUCUCUGAGGCACCAAGAUCAGCUGAGGACCUGGCUGAUGCUCAGGCAUCCCACUGUGCCACCGGGCCACCCACCACACCCCACUUGGACACCUCCUUUCUCCACACCCCUUCCCUUUUCCAUUAUUAUUAAUUUUUUUUAAUGCUGCAGAUUUAAACAAAACUGAACAGAAAUCUCUAGUUUUGUAGGGAGUACUUGGGGGGAUGUUUUAGCUGCGUGGGGCACGCUGCUGGUCGUGCCAGGAGAUGCGCCGAGGCCACAGGUGUAUUGUGAGUAAAGAGAUAAGCUGGA
Messenger RNA from Motacilla alba alba, 1517 nucleotides. It is a transcript of the gene RAX2, whose product is annotated as retina and anterior neural fold homeobox 2. NCBI's taxonomy places the organism in Eukaryota, Metazoa, Chordata, Aves, Passeriformes, Motacillidae. Gene Ontology annotation, biological process: positive regulation of transcription by RNA polymerase II. Bases 322 to 1008 code for a protein of 228 amino acids. The record is from RefSeq and is a predicted model, not a curated record. The transcript has 5 exons. Gene Ontology annotation, molecular function: DNA-binding transcription factor activity, RNA polymerase II-specific; RNA polymerase II cis-regulatory region sequence-specific DNA binding.